Molecule: messenger RNA, 1043 nt
Organism: Ceratitis capitata (Mediterranean fruit fly)
Lineage: Eukaryota; Metazoa; Arthropoda; Insecta; Diptera; Tephritidae
Product: fibrinogen-like protein A
Exons: 3
Coding region: 42-932 (296 amino acids)
Source: RefSeq, a predicted model, not a curated record
GACGAAUAAAUCACACACAUACGAGUGUUCACCUCAAAAAUAUGUAUCUACUAAAGUGUCUUUUAUUAAAAUGUAUUUUAAUAUUUUUCAUAAGCUGCUGUUUGUGUGAAAAUGAGGGUAACGCGGAAUCACUUGAUUGCAAUUGUGAUGUGCAAAUUGAUGUUGUGAAAAAUGUGUUGCAAAAACUGCAAAAGCUCGAAAAGCUCGUGGAGGAGAUUAAAGUACGAAACGAGACAAAGCCGGAGGGAAACCUCAAACGCACGCCUGCCAAUUGCCUCGAAGCAGCUGCUGGGACUUUCAAAAGCGGCAUUUAUAAUAUACAAAUCGUUCCUCUUGGCGACUCGAACUCCUUCGAGGUGUGGUGCGAUGAAGAAACCGAUUUCGGUGGCUGGACAGUCAUUCAACGGCGUAUAAGCGCCGCCGAGGACUUCUAUAGGGGUUGGGGUGACUAUAAGAAGGGAUUUGGCAAUUUAACGACGAACUUUUGGUUGGGUCUCGACAAACUGCAUGCACUCACGACGAGUUGUGAACAUGAGUUGUACAUAAAAAUGGAACGUUUCAAUGGUAAGAAAUAUUUCGCCAAAUAUGAUCGCUUUGUUGUGGGCAGCGAGACGGAAGGUUUCAUUUUGAAAAAUAUUGGCAAAUACAAGGGCACCGCUGAAGAUUACUUGCAAUCGCACGAAGGUAGUAAGUUCUCAACACAUGAUCGUGAUAAUGACGAAAAUAGCGAUGCGAGUUGUGCGAAGAAAUGGCGUGGCGGUUGGUGGUAUAACAGCUGCUAUUGGAGUAACUUGAAUGGCGAUUACACGAAGAAUGACAGCGGCGAGGGUCUAGUUUGGAUAGGCAUAGACCGAAAUGAGAGCUUGAAGUUCGUGCAAAUGAUGAUACGUCCAACCGAUAGUUGCAUAAAACGUUUGGCAUUGAGAUUUUGAGCCGAUUGCAGAAUAGUAUGAAUACUUACUUAUUUGUUCCACCAUUCGUAAUGUAUGUGGUAAUUUUUUUCUGUAUAAUUAAUACAGUUUUGAGUCUAAAAUAUAUGUAUA